Molecule: messenger RNA, 1589 nt
Organism: Chelmon rostratus (copperband butterflyfish)
Lineage: Eukaryota; Metazoa; Chordata; Actinopteri; Chaetodontiformes; Chaetodontidae
Gene: fibcd1a
Product: fibrinogen C domain containing 1a
Exons: 8
Coding region: 1-1377 (458 amino acids)
Source: RefSeq, a predicted model, not a curated record
AUGAUGCUGAACGACAGGUGGACCAUCAUGAACAACAGCAGCUCAGAGCUCGACAGCAAGCGGCCAAAGAAACACAAGAGAUGCUGCAGCUUCCUGUUAUGGUCUGUCAUUGUGUUGGUUGUCAUAGCAGCCGUCGUCACAGCAACAGUCAUCAUCCUGUAUCUAAACCAGUAUCCUCUGCCCUUCAUCAACAGUGACAGGAGCAGACUUUCCUCCUCCUCGCCUGUGAUCUCGACCAACGCCAAGGAGUCCGGUGCCCUGGUGUCCGUCUCUCGUGUCGCAGACGGAGAGCCAAUCAGCAUCUUUCUGGACCCGAACUGUCCAGACUACACCGAAAAUUUCCUGCGCUGGGAGGCGCUGCAGAGCUCUCUGCUGCGAGCACUGUCCAAUCACAACACAGACGACUGGCAGGAGACGGGAUUGGUCCAAAAGCUGGCAGAAGAGUUCAAGGUGUUAUCAGGCCAUGCCCACAACCUGAGGCUGGAAGCCGAUUCGCUAAAAAGAGGUCAAGGUGUUCUGAACCAAAGACUGGAUGGACUGCAGAGCGAGCAGAGCCGCAUCAUGCAGGUGUUGUCUGACAGUCACUCAGGUGUGUUGAAGUUAGCGGGAGGUUUCGGUGAUUCUCUGCUCAGCCUGCAGAGGGAGACAGAGAGUCUGAGGCGGCUUAACAGUGACCUGCAGAGAGACAACAAGUACAGAGCUGUCAGACCCAGAGACUGUGCUGAUGUCUUGGCAUCUGGUGGUUCUCAGGAUGGAGUUUAUUCUGUGUUUCCGACUCAUGACCCUGACGGCUUCAUGGUUUACUGUGACAUGACCACUGAUGGAGGAGGCUGGACAGUGAUCCAGAGGAGGGAGGAUGGCUCCGUAAAUUUUUUCCGAGGCUGGGAUGCGUACAGAGAUGGUUUCGGAAAAACUACAGGAGAACACUGGCUAGGUCUCCAGAGGAUCUACUCUCUCACAAGGUCUGGUGGUUAUGAGUUACGUAUCGACAUGGCCGACUUCGAUAACGCCACAGCGUUUGCUCACUACGCUGAUUUCUCUGUUGGUCGGGACUCGGUGAACCCAGAGGAGGAUGGAUACCCACUGACCGUGGACCAGUACUCUGGGACCGCAGGUGACUCCCUCCUAAAGCAUUCUGGGAUGCAGUUCACCACUAAAGACCGGGACCAGGACCAGUCAGAGAACAACUGUGCAGCGUAUUACCAAGGGGCGUGGUGGUACCGUAACUGCCACACAUCCAACCUGAAUGGGCAGUACCUGAGUGGAGGCCACGCCUCGUAUGCAGAUGGAGUGGAGUGGUCCAGCUGGACGGGCUGGCAGUACUCGCUCAGGUUCACUGAGAUGAAGAUACGACCUAAUGCCAGACCGGACUCCUGAUCAUAUGACACUAAACCUGAACCCUGACCAAUAACCCAGCCCAUACAAAUUACCUACAACCUAAACCUGACCUCUGAACUCUGACCAAAUCCUGACUCCUGAUUCUCUGAGCCUAAAAUCUGACCUUUGACUCUAACCUUAUCUCUGACCUUAGACUUUGACCUCCAGCCCUUCGACCCUAAAAACAGACUCUGACUGACCCCUGACCAAUU